Molecule: messenger RNA, 2583 nt
Organism: Lodderomyces parapsilosis
Lineage: Eukaryota; Fungi; Ascomycota; Pichiomycetes; Serinales; Debaryomycetaceae
Exons: 1
Coding region: 1-2583 (860 amino acids)
Cellular component (GO): cytosol; nucleus
Molecular function (GO): protein phosphatase regulator activity; protein phosphatase binding
Source: RefSeq, a predicted model, not a curated record
AUGUCGUUUUGGCCGUUUAACAAUUCUUCACUGAGCAACAAUACGUUGCUGAAAUUCUUGGAUUCAAUUCAUGAUCUCUCAUCAGUGAGCGUUGAUGAUAUUGUCAAGGAUCAAACAUUGGUACAAGAAUUGCUUAAUGAAUUGCACACAGUUAAAGGAAAUGUCAACAAAGGUGGCAAUUUUUUGUUUGCACAGUCAAACCCCGAUCCCACACAUGCAGCAUUAUCUGAUUCUGCAUCAUUGAAUUCACAAAAUAAUGAUAACAAUAAUACAGGGUCGAACAAAGAGGCGAGAGGGAUCAAAUUGAUUGAACUAUUGAUACAGCCUCAUAUACUAACAGGCCUCAUUGAAAUUCUAGAGAAAAGUGUCGGCUUUUUUCAUCAACAAGGAUUAAAGGCGGAGGAGAAUAUCAAAAAUGCAUUAGCAGAACACACCCCAGCAACUGAUUUGGAAGAAGUGGACGAAAUUGACAACGCCAAAGGAGAAGAAGACAAAGAUGAAGCUUUUCGAAGAUCAGUCCAGGCGGCGGCUGACAUUCUUUCAUUUGACAUUUCAAUCAUUUCCAGCAGAGUUAUUGAGACCCCCAAUCUCAUGAACAAAUUAUGGCUGAUUUUGAAAUUGGAGAAUUUGCAGGAAAAUUGCCCAACUGUGUCCUAUCUAGUGCACAUAUUAGAUCAACUACUAGAGUUUAACAGUAUCGAGCUUUUGAACUUUGUGAGACGACAAGGUGAUCUUGUGGAUAUUUUUUUGGCCAAGAUCGAAGUACCGGCAAUAAUGGACUACUUUUUCCGAAUAAUACAAACUGAUAAACCAGAUUCACCGACUGGUAUCCUUGACACAAUUGCCCAACAGGAUGUUGUGUUGAAGUUGAUCGAUAUCUUGAAACCACAACCAGUACAAUUUGACGAAACGCCAUACAUCCCUGAUCACCAGCUAUACUUUCGACAGAGCUCGGCAACGGACUUUUUGAAAGCCUUGAUUACCAUAUCAUCUAAUGCCGCGUUGGCAGUUGUAUUAGAAACCAAUAUAGGACCCAACCAGCUAACGCGACAAUUGGUGUCACCGGAGGUGGUAAACAUCAUUGUACACGAAAUCAUGUUGCAAAAAGUGCAAGGGAAAGAUGGUAGAAUCCAGACCAAUAAACAUGGAAUCAACAAUUGUGUCAGUAUAGUCAUUGAGCUCAUCAGGAAAAACAAUUCGGACUAUGAUUUGAAUUGUGGCUCAUAUAGCUCGUUGCUCCAAAAUGCCGAUGGCGGGCCAGGUGAAGUAAACUCAUAUGUCAUGUUCCAGUGGCUAAAAGAUUUUGAGCAAAAUCCACCUGGACCAAGAGAUCCUAUAUAUUUGGGCGACAUGUUGGAGAUUUUCUCUGACAAUUUAGAAAAGUUUGAGCAACUACUUGAAAUCGAGCCAAUACCACCCAAUGGAGUAACUUCAGACAUUUUGGGAUUUACACGGUUCAAAAUAUCCGAGCUAAUAGCCGAGCUUCUUCAUUGUUCAAAUAUGACCUUGUUGAAUUCAAAGAAAAUCAGGAAAAUUAUCAAUAUAAGAGAUCAUAUUCGAUUACAACAGUCAAAACGUCUAAAGAAGGCAUUAGAUGAAAAGAUUGCGUUCGUGGAGUCUCCCAAUAUCCAUGAUGUCACCUCUGGGCUAGACGACGUGUCGUUGGAUGACGUACAAUUUGCCCAUGAUGACAAGCACGAUUAUUCCAAUUUAAUCAAGAAUAUAGAGUCCAUCGAAGAUUCUGAAGAUGAGGAACCUUCAAUUUCCCCAGAAAACCCCUUUGUUUGUGAAGAAAGAAAUAAGGCGAUCAGACUGGACCCUUGUGUGGGUGAUUUUUUCAAGAUCAAGCUCAUUGAUCUGAAAAUAUUGUUGAGUAUUGUUAGCAAGUUCACAAAGUAUGAGUGGAACAAUUUUUUCCAUAAUGUGGUGUUUGACUUGGUGCAACAGAUUUUCAAUGGUAAGCUCAACUCGUACAAUUCGUUUUUGAUCGUUGAAUUAUUCAAAAAGAAUCAGUGUGAUUUGACCGAUUUGAUUGUUAGUUCUUAUGAGAACGAAAUUGAGCCUCGACCUGGGUAUAUGGGGCAUUUGAUUCUUAUUGGGGAAGAAAUCGUCAAGUUCACUUCUUUGUACAAACCUGACCUUAUAUCACACACAAUCGUUGAGGCCAUUCUGAGCGAGAAAUGGAAUUGGUUUGUUAACGACGUCUUGACAAAGACGAGGGAGGUUUACAACGUCGUCUUGGGUGCUGACGAAGGUGACGCUUUUGACAAUUCAGAUGACUAUGUGGAUCCAAAUGAACCAAAAAAAAUCAUUCUUGGUGAUACUUCAAAUCAUGAUGAAUUUGUACAUGACAGUGGCAAUGACGACGAGGACGAAGAUAUGGAUGGUCCCAAAGUUGCUGAUGUCGAGGUUGGGAAAAUGACCCCGAGUGGCGACAUAACUCCACAUGCUGUGGAUGAGGAUGAAGAACUAGAGGACCCAAUAGAAAACAAUGACGUGGAUCAUUUAUCAGGAAGUUCAUCUGAUGAAGAUGAGGAGGAUGACGGGAAUGAGUUGCGCAGAGUGUCUAAGCAUAAUGAGUAA